Messenger RNA from Tilletiopsis washingtonensis, 479 nucleotides. RefSeq lists its product as hypothetical. The coding region runs from base 67 to 432 and encodes 121 amino acids. NCBI's taxonomy places the organism in Eukaryota, Fungi, Basidiomycota, Exobasidiomycetes, Entylomatales. The transcript has 3 exons. The record is from RefSeq and is a predicted model, not a curated record.
CGGUCCUGAGGCCACAUGCGAGGCAGCUGGUGAGCGACUCAGCUACAUGCUGUGAGCUGUGCCGGCAUGACCGGCGAGCGCUGUCUUGGGAAGGCUGCUGCUGGGAGGCGACUCGCUGUACCAGGCACGCUCAUACUGGCUCUCCUGUGCCCCUCCACUCGCCUCAGCUGUGCAAUCGUGCAUUGCUCCAUCAUGCUGCGCCGCCCACAAGGCCAAUCUUCAGCACGGCCUUCACCGCGCCCGCCUCGCCGCUUGAGCGGUAGAUCAGAUACAGCACUGUGCGCCGCAGCCGUCAGCCAGCGGCGCGCCGCUCGUCCUCGUCACCACUCACGGCCCUUGAGACAGCCCGCCCGCGGCUUGGCCCAUGCACCCAAGAGUGCGUCGCGCUCUCUGCAGACCCAGGUCAGCGCGCUCCUACAGCCAAGGCAGUGACGCUCACAUCAGGGACGCGUCGGGCGCGAAUGCUGCGGCAGUUUCAA